AUGGCAACUAUCUACAAAGGCCGUGGAUAUGCCGAGGAUACUCCCAUCAGCAGCUAUGAGGAAUGUCUACCUGUGCCCCCACAGCUCCGCUCAGCACUGAUCAUCUUGGCUGAGGAGAAGGCUGUAUCUGCUGCUGUGAGACUCAAGAAAGAGAGUAAGAAGCCAGGCAAGAAAGAGCUGGCCCCUGCUAGCUGUACGUUGAAAAUUCUGCUGUGUCGCUUUGAUCUCGUCACCACUCGCACCUUCAAGUGUGCUCACAGUAAGGAUUCAGAAUCUGAGCUCGAGCACUUCUGA
This is a messenger RNA of Laetiporus sulphureus 93-53, 294 nucleotides long. RefSeq lists its product as uncharacterized. NCBI's taxonomy places the organism in Eukaryota, Fungi, Basidiomycota, Agaricomycetes, Polyporales, Laetiporaceae. The coding region runs from base 1 to 294 and encodes 97 amino acids. The record is from RefSeq and is a predicted model, not a curated record. The transcript has 4 exons.